AUGAUUUGCAAGCUGGCAGUGGCAGCAGCCUAUCAAGUAGACCGACUGACCGAAUGCGUAGCUGGUGGCUUGGUGCCUGCCGCCUGGUGUGAUCUUGUGAAGACUGAAGAGUGUUCUGUCUUCACAUUUAAUGCAAGGCAAAUAAACAAGUCAAGUGAAACUGUGAAAGUUGUCCAACAUUUAAUGCAAAAGCAACAAGGUUUAGCAUUCUGUGGCCAUGAUGAAUCUAAAAACUCAAGUAAUCAGGGAAAUUUUCGUGAAUUGUUGCAGUUUCUAGCAAAACAUAAUGAAGAAAUUGACAAGGUAGUCUUGGAAAAUGCUCCUGAAAAUCAUCAAAUGACUGCACCGGACAUUCAAAAAGAAAUAGCAAAUGCUGCAGCAAGUGAAACUCUAGAUGCUAUUCUUAAAGAUCUUGGAGACUCGUCAUUUGCUAUCCUAGUUGAUGAAGCUCGUGAUAUAUCUGUUAAAGAACAAUUGGCAAUUGUUUUGCGAUAUGUAGAUAAGAAGGGUCAUGUGAUUGAACGUUUUUUAGGCAUCACACAUGUUAGCAAUACCACGGCUGCAACAUUGAAGAUGACAAUUGAGUCAGUACUUAUCAAACAUCAUUUAAGUAUUAGCAAAUUGAGAGGACAAGGAUACGAUGGAGCUAGCAAUAUGCGAGGUAAGUUGAAUGGACUUAAAACACUUAUUUUGAAUGAAAACUCAUCUGCCUAUUAUGUUCAUUGCUUUGCACAUCAGCUUCAACUGACUUUAGUUGUUGUUGCUAAAAAUCACAUCCAAAUUGCAACUUUUUUUAGCUUGGUUAAUAGUGUUUUUAAUGUUGUUGGAGCAUCAUGCAAGCGUCGUGACACACUUCGUGAAAAAAGAAUUGCUGAAGUUGUUGAAGCACUACAAAAUAAUGAAAUUUCUACUGGUCGUGGCUUGAAUCAAGAAAUGAAUCUAAAGAGACCUGGAGAUACACGUUGGAGUUCUCAUUAUGGUGCAAUUAUUAAUCUUAUUAUCAUGUUUUCUUCUAUCAUCGAGGCGGUUGAAGAUAUUGUGGAAGAUGAUGACUUGUUUGCUGCCUUUAAUAAGGAUAAUAUACUUUGUCUUGCUCAGCUUUAUCCGAAUGAUUUUUCAGCAAUUCAACUUAUGACUUUGGACAACCAACUUGAAACAUAUAUCAUUGACAUGCGUUCUAGUGAAGAAUUUGCCACACUUAAAGGGAUUGGACAACUUGCUGAGAAGAUGGUGGAGAUGAAAAAAUAUAUCACCUAUCCAUUAGUUUAUUCAUUGGUGACAUUGUCAUUGAUUCUAUCAGUUGCGAUAGCAACUGUUGAAAGAGCAUUUUCAGCAAUGAAUAUUGUUAAAAAUCGUUUACGUAACAGAAUGGGAGAUCAGUGGAUGAAUGAUUAUUUGGUCACGUACAUUGAGAAGGAUAUAUUCAAGACUAUCAACAAUGAAAAAAUCAUGCAGCGAUUUCAAGGAAUGAAGACUCGUCGAGGACAACUCAAUUAA
Messenger RNA from Alnus glutinosa, 1497 nucleotides. RefSeq lists its product as uncharacterized. Bases 1 to 1497 code for a protein of 498 amino acids. The transcript is spliced from 3 exons. Lineage: Eukaryota; Viridiplantae; Streptophyta; Magnoliopsida; Fagales; Betulaceae. The record is from RefSeq and is a predicted model, not a curated record.